Messenger RNA from Cokeromyces recurvatus, 1347 nucleotides. RefSeq lists its product as uncharacterized. The coding region runs from base 1 to 1347 and encodes 448 amino acids. NCBI's taxonomy places the organism in Eukaryota, Fungi, Mucoromycota, Mucoromycetes, Mucorales, Mucoraceae. The record is from RefSeq and is a predicted model, not a curated record. The transcript is spliced from 4 exons. Gene Ontology annotation, cellular component: mitochondrion. Gene Ontology annotation, molecular function: glycerol kinase activity. Gene Ontology annotation, biological process: glycerol metabolic process; glycerol-3-phosphate biosynthetic process; triglyceride metabolic process.
AUGGCAGUGUAUAGUAACAAUAUUGAAUGUAUUGGUUUAACAAAUCAAAGAGAAACGUUAAUUACGUGGGAUAGUUUAACUGGUUGUCCUUUAUAUCCAGCUAUUGUUUGGAGUGAUGCACGUACAGUUGAAACUGUUGAACAAUUAUCGAAAAAGACCAAAAAAGGUGUAAAUGUUUUAAAAGAUAUAUGUGGUUUACCUCUUGCCACUUAUUUUUCGGCUGUAAAAUUAAGAUGGCUUCUAGACAAUAUUCCUGUUGUAUCACAAGCUCAAAAAGAAAAUAGACUUCAUAUCGGUACAGUUGAUACUUGGUUGAUUUACAACCUUACUGGUGGAUUAGAUCAUGGUGGAGUAAUUAUAACUGAUGUAACAAAUGCUAGUAGGACAAUGUUGAUGGAUAUUAAAACUUUAAACUGGAGUCAAAAAUCGAUUGACUUUUUCGAAUUUGAUCAAGUUUUAUUACCAAGAAUUGUUUCCUCAUCUGAAAUUUAUGGAUAUAUGUGUGAGGGUUCACUUAAAGGUGUACCCAUCGCAGGUUGUUUAGGUGAUCAACAAGCAGCCCUUGUUGGACAAAAAUGUUUUCAAGUUGGUGACGCCAAAAAUACCUAUGGUACAGGCUGCUUCAUGUUGUUCAACACAGGAAAUAAGAUAGUACAAUCAGAUAAUGGAUUGUUAACUACAGUUGCCUAUAAAUUUGGUGAUCGUGAAUCUGUCUAUGCAUUAGAAGGGUCAGUCGCAGUUGCUGGUUCAUCCAUCAAUUGGCUUCGAGAUAAUCUUUGUGUUAUAAAUGAUGUAGUUGAGUUGAAUUUAUUAGCAUCUAGUGUAAAGAAUACCGCUGGUGUCUAUUUUGUUACUGCCUUUGCUGGUCUAUUUGCUCCUUAUUGGAGGUCAGAUGCUCGUGGCACACUCUGUGGUAUCACGCAUUAUACUAAGCUUGAACAUAUCUGUCGUGCUAUAUUGGAGGCAGUAUGUUAUCAGACUCGUGCUAUUUUAGAGGUGAUGAAUAAAGAGGCUCAAUCACCUCUUCGUUCUUUGAAAGUAGAUGGAGGCAUGUCUAACUCAGAUCUUUGUAUGCAAAUUCAAGCAGAUGUAUUAGGUAUUCAAGUAGAUAGACCUCUUAUGAGAGAAAUGACUGCACUUGGUUCAGCCAUCGCAGCUGGUUUCGCUGUAGGUAUUUGGAAAUCAUUUGAUGAACUAUCUAAAGUUAACCAAGAAGGUAAAACUCAUUUUAUUCCAACUAUAUCAGAAGAAAGACGUAAAAAAAUGUAUAAGGGUUGGGAACAAGCUGUUAAACGUUCCUUUGGUUGGGCAACUGUUGCUCCUAUAAUCAAUACCCAUGAACUCUAA